Molecule: messenger RNA, 19170 nt
Organism: Closterium sp. Yama58-4
Lineage: Eukaryota; Viridiplantae; Streptophyta; Zygnematophyceae; Desmidiales; Closteriaceae
Source: the annotation of a GenBank genome assembly
AUGGUGUCGGAGGGUUACCCUGGCGAAGAGGCCGGCUCUUCGUCAACGACGCAUCGUCGAAAUGUCGCUUCGUUCCAGAAAGUUCCCAGUAAAACAGAAGUUGUCAAGCUGGUACUUAAUAAAACAGACCAACACGCCUCUUCCUCCGCCUUUCUGUCAGCAGCAGGAAAUUCUGAUCCGGGAGGAGCUGCAGCAUCACCUAACGAAACAGCGGGUCGACCUCGCGUCUCGCUAUUAACUACGUGUAUUGUUCUGUUCGGGCCGUCGCUGAUUCUCCUGGCCAUUCUCAACAUCUCCGCCAGCUACGACCGCGAGAAGCUUCUCCGCCAGUCCAGCGCGGAGCUUGCGCGGAAGCAGCUGAUGCGCCAGCAACGCGGACAUUCCGGGACCAAUGGCGCAAAGUUGAAUGAGAGGCUCUGGCAGCAGGCACAGAAGCAAGGAGUGUUUUUGCCGGGUCAACCCGAGGAACUAAGUACACGGAAGCUCGAUUACAGGACAGAUGCUGACGUGGAAGGGGGAAACAUGCGCCACAUCGGAUCAAUAUCCAAUCCCUGCCUCACCAAGCGGCCGUUUCUGCAGCGGGCCUAUCAGGAGCCGCCACCUGUCUCGGGCGCUCCCAUUGGCCAGCACCGGUUCGUCAUGGCGGGUGGUUACCGCAUCAAUGGUAAUCAGUUCGCUGCUGUGGGACACUCGCUGCGGGAGUUGAAGGAAGAGGGAGGAAGUGGGGCCAGCAAAUGCUACUGGAUAGCAUUGGAUGGAGGGUACGCAGAGGGAAAAGUUAGGGUAAUUUACCCUUCGGAACACCACUGGCUGUUAUACGAGACGGCAAUUUACGAGUGUACUCUGCUGGUCAACAGCACCGGCACCACUGGAGGCACUGCCGUUCUCAUGCUAGACGAGCAGGCAGUGGUGAUGCACGAGGAGGAGCCAGAAGAGUUUCCCAUUGAUGCACCUCCCCCAUACAACCUGGCCUUCUGCUCCUACCCCAUGUACCGCCUCCUCAACCCAAAGACUGUUCAGGAGUGGCUGCAGAUAGCCCUGCACUACCUGCGUGUGGAAUACUUUGUUCUCAACGACGGUGCGUCUGUUGUGGAAGACAUUUACGAGGUCCUGGAGCCUUACAUAGCAGCAGGGAUGAUGGAGAUAUUGGACAUGCGGGGAGGGUACAAAUAUGAGUCCAAGCAAAACGUGCUUGUGUUGAAUAACUGCCUCUAUCGGGUGAAAUAUGUGUCCAAGUGGGUGAUCUUUGCUGACUUUGACGAGUUUCUCUACAUCCAGCCGCCCCAAACCCUCCAAGGGUUGUUGAACGAGCACUCUGGCGCGCCGUACCUCACCUUUGGCAGCCUCUGGUGGUCCAUUGAACGCUGCCGCCCUCAGCCCCCAUCGGAGCACUCUUAUCUUGAGCGAGUGCCCUUCCACUGGCCGCACAUCUACUGCGUAGGGCCCAAGAAUGCGGGUCAUGAGGAGGAUAAGUGCGUUAAUUACUUCGGGCAUCGGAAAGUUAUCGCCAACACAAAACUCGUCAAGGCCAUGCAGGUGCAUCGUACGAUUGAGCCAGUGGAUAAUGGAGUAGACUUGCCCGCGUCAUCUGGCCAUUUACUGAACCACUUCCAGGGCCUACUUCGAGGCGCAGCUGCUGCUCUCGCGGCUUACAUCCACUCCACCGGCCAUGCCGACCCUCCUAAGAACCUACCCAAGCUUGCCGACGAGGUUCCGUCGAGGCAGGUUCAGAAGUCAGCUCUCGCUGGGAGCAGCUCUGCGCGGCCAUUCGAUAUCCUCGUUAUAGGCGGCGGCGCUACUGGAGCUGGCGUGGCGUUGGACGCUGCUACGCGGGGCCUCCACGUGGCGAUGGUGGAGCGAGACGACUUCAGUUGUGGCACAUCCUCUAGAAGCACCAAACUCGUUCAUGGAGGCGUUCGUUACCUCGAAAAGGCCUUCCUUCGCAGAGAUCUCGCCCAGCUUCGCCUCGUGAACGAAGCCCUCGCAGAACGAGGCAUUCUGAUUCGCAACGCUCCGCACCUGGUCUGGCCGUUACCCACGCUCACGCCGUGCUACCAUUGGUGGGAGGUGCCGUACUACUGGGCCGGGCUUAAAGCGUAUGAUAUUAUAGCGGGGAAGAAGGUGCUCUACAUGUCCCGCGUGGUCACGGCAGCUGAAGCUACUGGGAUGGUUCCGACGCUUGCACACAAGGCACGAGACGGCCGCACGCUGAAGGCGGGAGUCCUGUACUACGAUGGGCAGAUGGACGACGCGCGGUUGAACCUCGCGCUCGCCACCACUGCAGCACGCGCAGGCGCAGUCGUGCUCAACCACGCGAGCGUGUCCGCGUUAAAGACAGACCCGACUGGGCGAGUGGAGGGCGCCGUGGUGAGGGACGAGCUGACGGGGAAGCAGGUGGACGUGCGCGCGAAGGUCGUGGUUAACGCGACAGGCGCUUACUGCGACAGCAUUCGCCGUAUGGCAGACCCCAACACUCCUCUCGCCGUCCUGGCUUCCUCUGGCUCGCACGUUGUUCUCCCCGACUUCUACCUGGGAGCAGCCUCAGGCAGCACGUCAGGCGCAGGGGCAGGCACUGCCAGCGGCAGCGGCGUCGGCGGCGGAAACGUGGGUCUGCUUAUACCGAAGACGGCGGACGGGAGGGUGAUGUUCAUGCUUCCGUGGCUGGGGAGGGUGGUGGCGGGAACGACAGACGCGCCUUCCGAGGUGGUGGAUGUGCCUGUUCCCACGGAGAAGGAGGUUCAAUUCAUCGUGGAUACCCUGAGCAACUACCUGGAUGUGGAUGUGCGCAAGGAAGAUGUCCUGUCUGUGUGGGGCGGGCUCCGCCCCCUUCUGCGGAAAGGGGUCAAGUCGAAAACACCCGCACAAGAAGAGGGUAAACCCGAGGGAGGUGCGGCAGGAGCAGGGAACCCGGAAGGGAUGAAGACAGAGGAGGGGCAGCAGACGGAAGGGAGCAAGGCAGAUACAUCGAAUGUGGUCCGAGAGCACACUGUGAUGGUGGAGGGAGGCACUCUCGUUACAGUCACAGGUGGCAAGUGGACCACGUACAGGAGCAUGGCAGAGGACACGGUCAACACAGCCAUUCGAGUCGGCAACCUCACAGCACCAACCACCAGCAGCCCCACCAACCCAUCAACCACCACCACCACCAGCAGCAGCAGCAGCAAUAGCACUCUCGCCCUACCUCCCAGCGUCACGGAGCAUCUGCCCCUCACAGGCGCUGCUGGCUUCACCCCUGCGCUCUUCUCCCAGCUCGCGCAGAACGCCGAUGUGCUGCGGGUGGCUCCUGACCGUCGGAUCCUCCCGUACCGGCUGGAUUCCGCGGUGGUGUACCACCUGGUGCGGUCUUAUGGGACGAAUGCAAGCAAAGUGAAGGAGAUAGCAACUACUGAGCUAUUGGCCGAGCGCCUUGCGCCAGGGUUCCCUGACAUUGAGGCUGAAGUAGUUUUUGCUGCCCGAAACGAGUUCUGCGAGACUGCAGCAGACUUCCUGUGUCGCCGAUCGCGUAUCGCCUUCCUGGAUGCUGAUGCUGCAAUGCAUGCCUUGCCACGUGUUGUCAAGCUAUUGGCCAAGGAGCAUGGUUGGGACAGCAAGAGGGAGAAGCAAGAGUUGGAAGCUGGGGCUAAGAGUGUGAAUCAGUUUCGCGCUUUUGCUGCUUCCAACGACGACGCUUCCACCGAGCUGCUCGCGACCUCCGCGCGAAUCUCUUUCCCCGACGACCUCCCACUUCCGGAGUUCCUGUCUGUUCCGUCCGACAAUCAACUGGACGUUAACGGUAACAUUAACGUUGACGAGGUUCCUGUCGGCGCAUUCGGAAACCUGGAAGAUCUGAUCGUCGAGGAGAGCUCAUCGUCUGCUGCCGCGGCUGCGGUUGCCGCGGGGUCUGCGGACGGCGCUGAUUGGAUCCUGAACUUGGAUCUGACGGACGAGACGAGCCUGAUCGCCGAGGUCAAUCUGGUUGACGAGCUGACUGCCGUUGAGCUGACUGGAAGGGAUCUGACUGCGACCGAGCUUGCCGCGAACGACGUGAGCCAGAUCGCAGUGAAACCGGACCUCGUGAAGGAGACUCGCGUGAUUCUCGAGAGCAAACUCAGCGAUGCGUGCCUUGGCGAUGCGCUCCGCGAUGCGCUCGGCGAUGCUGGCGACUUCCUUCUCGACGCGUUCCAUGCUACUGGUGGCGACGUCGACUUCUCGUCGCUGGACGUCGCAGGCGACGAGUUCCCGGAGCUUCUUGUCGAGCCGGCCUUGGCUAACAACGUCAUGUCGCAGCCUGAGGUGACACCUCAGCAAGGCCACGUGGCCAUUCCUCCUCCGCUCCCGGCGGUGCAGCCAAUGCGCAUCUCUCUGCUGCAGCUGCCCCCCGGUCGCGGCAGCGGAACGCAAAUCCCCUCCGCUGCUGCUGCUCUUGUCGCUCCGUCUGCUGCUCCUGUCGCUCCGUCUGCUGCUCCUGGUGCUGCUGUUGCUAUGUCCCAAGAGCGACUGUCCCCUGACGAAGCUCCUCUCGGAAAGCGGAAGCGGAAUCUGGAGUUUUCACCUGCAGCAAGUGACAAAUUCCAGCAGCAGCAGCAGCAGCAGCAGCAGCAGCCAUCCAAAGUUAGGCGCGUGGACCCUCCUUCCCCUGCGUCCGCUGUUUUAGCAGCAAAUGAAGAGCUGGACGUUGACUCGGGAUCGGAAGAGGGGGGUCUUUGGGAGGCUCUGGAGAAGCAGUUGAAGCCAGCCUCGUCGGAUGAAACGCCGUGUCAGUGCCUGGCGUGUCAGUGCAAGUCAGAGGAGGACCGGAUGUUUCUGCUGACAGGGAAGCGGACGCCAAAAGCUUAUGCCGAUGCUGCUGGGAGCAAGAAACGUUCUGGAUUGAAGAGGAAAGGUCGGUCUAUGGCUAAGGGGAACGGUGGAGAUUCUGUGGUUGAUGUUAAUGAUAUUCUUGGGGAGCUUGCACAGAUUCCGCUGCUGCUGGAUUUGACGGAUCUUCCUGAACUUCCGGAAGGAGACUUGGGUGCGUGCGCUACGUUUUGGGAAGGAGCUGACGUGGCAGUGGUUAGAGGUGGUGGUGGUGAUGGUGGUGAUAGUGGUGAUUGUGGGUCGGAGGAAGCCGAAGGAAAGCACAGCUCUGGAUUUGGGAAGCGGUUGAGUCAAAUGGAUGUGACUGAAGUGGUGGAUCAGUGCAGGGUGUGGCUGCAUGAAGCGCUGCAGAGCCCUGGGUGUGACUCUAUUGAUGUCGACUUUUGCUUGAAGGUGGUGGGAGAGGUGAAGGCAGAAACGGUGGAGGGAGCCAAGCCGAUGGAGCUUGUGGUAGAGGAUGGAGUUCCUCUUGACCGCAACGUUGAUACACUCAGCAUGGCUCCGUCAUCUGGUGGAAAGGGAAAAGCGGAUGAGGGGGGUUCUGGAAGAGGAGCCGUGGGGAGCGGAAGGGGAUCAGGGGGGAAUCUUACCCCUGAGGCGGCGCAGAAGCAGCUGCAGGCGCGGUGGGAGCGGAUAGAGGAGGCGUUGGGGGAGCUUCCGGAGGAUGACGAGGCGGAGGAGAAACUGAUGGCUCUCAAGGGGCAAUGGUUCACCGAUGCCUUUGCCUUCCUCUCCGCGCUUCCCCCUUCCUCUCACCUCUGGUGCCGCCACCUCACCCUCACCCAACCACUUCUGGAGCCUGUCUACCACUACCACUCCGGCCCGCCCGAGUUGGAGCAACGUUCCGUUCACCGAUGCCUUUGCCUUCCUCUCCGCGCUCCCCCCCUCCUCCCACCUGUGGUGCCGCCACCGCGCCCUCACUCAGCCCCUCCUCGAAUCUUUCUACCACUUCCACUCCGGUCCACCCGACACCCGCGCCACGCUCCACACCCUCUGGGCGCGCAUGGCGGGGGAAAUGCGCGCCUGCACGCGCUGUGUGGCUCUCUUCUCAAUUCAGAACCCCCACUUCCCCCGUCCUCUCUCUCACUUCUCCCCUCCCUGCUCCCUCCCAGGUUUACCGAUGCCUUUGCAUUCCUCUCUGCACUCCCCCCCUCCUCCCACCUGUGGUGCCGCCACCGCACCCUCACUCAGCCCCUCCUCGAACCUUUCUACCACUUCCACUCCGGUCCGCCCGACACGCGCGCCACCCUGCACACCCUCUGGGCGCGCAUGGCGGGGGAGAUGCGCGCCUGCACGCGCUGUGUGGCUCGAUACCACGCGGCGAAGCAGGUUUACGAGGAGGAGUAUGUGGAGGAGGUGGUGGGGCCUGUGUUGGACACGCUGAGGAGGUUGGAUGAGGAGAGGGUGGCUGGGGAGCUGAGGGCGCUGGUGGGUCGGGCGGGUGGAGGGGCUGGUGGAGGUGUUGGAGCCAGUUCUGGUGGUGUUUCGAGCGGUGCUGGUGGUGUUUUGAGCGGUUCUGGGGGUGUUGCUAGUGGUGCUGGGAGCAGUGGGAGUGGGGGGCAGGUCUUGGAUGCGGAGAGGGACGGGCCGGGGUUGAUAUGCCUCAUGUUCGAGCUGCUCAUGUAUCCGCGAGUGCUGGAGGAUGCAGAGGUGUUUGCCCUUGCUGGCCCGGCUCUGGUGCUCGUGGAAAGGCACUUCGACCUGUCACUCACCCCGGGACAGAGAUACCCGCUGCUCAUGUACCCGCGUGUACUGGAGGAUGCCGAGUUGUUUGCCCUCGCUGGACCUGCUCUGCUGCUCAUGUACCCGCGUGUGCUGGAGGACGCAGAGGUGUUUGCUCUUGCUGGACCUGCUCUGGUGCUCGUGGAAAGGCACUUUGAUCUGUCACUCACCCCGGGCCAGCGAUACCCGCUCAUGUACCCGCGUGUGCUAGAGGAUGCCAAGGUGUUUGCCCUCGCCGGCCCUGCUCUGGGUCUCUACCAUCUCAUGCUGCACCCCUGCAAGGACACUCGCGCCAUCGUCUAUACCCUCGCCAAACCCCUCGGCCUCUUCAAAACAGCAGCAGAUCUGAGGCCCAUCGACCCUCUGCUGCAGCAGUGCAUGCACGCCCUGGAGUACGACCUCUUUGAUACAGGCACACCCGCUACUGGCACUGGUACAGGCUCGGGAACAGGCUCGGGGACAGGUUCGGCAACAGGCUUGGGAAGAGCCGGUGUUGCUGGUGGCGCCGCUGCUGCUGCCAGUGCCCACAGGGGAGCAGGAGUGGGGGGUGGGGGGGAAAUGGUCGAGCGGCCUCGUGUGGUGCAUUCAAAGGAGGACAUGUGGCAGGGACUUCUCACGAUCCUCUCCCUCAUGGCGCCAUCAGCACUGGACGAGGGCGUGGUGGAGCGCUAUCCUGCCUUUGUGAGCAUAGUGCUCAACCACGUGGGGGAGGACACCUCUGUGUUCCGGCCUGCCCUGGCUUGCCUCAGGAUGAUGCUGCAAGUCACAGGUUACAAGCUCUGGCUGCACUCCGCCUUCCCGCCCGGAGUGGUGCGCAACACACUCAUCUCGCAGUGCUUCAACUCCUCCCACGAGCCCACCCACAAGCUCCUGCUCGACCUCCUGCCGCCCUUCCUGCAGUCGGUUGAGUCACUAGAGACGGAGGAGUUUGAGAGGCAGAGGCGCAGCAUCCUCUUCUUUCUGCUCAUCCAGCUGCCCAACAGCCGCAACUUCAGCACCACCACCAUCAAGAUCGCUCGCCGGAUCGCAUUCAACCUCAUCCUUCACUCCUACCUCCUGUCCCCUCCUCUCCCGCCCACCGACUGUGCUGACAUCUGGGGGCCACUCCUCGUGGGGGCAGUCAAGGACGCAUCUCUCCCCGACCCCCUCCGCCUGCCAGCCAUCCACCUAGCUCAAGCAAUCAUCACUGCUGAUACUGCCGCCCUCACCUCCCUCGCUCUCUCCCGAGCCUUCACGGGUGCUUUGUCACAAGGUUCGGGCGCAGGCUCUGGUUUUGGCUCGGGUGUUCCGAGCGUAUUUUCGCGGUCGCUGGUUUGCCCAGGGGAUGGAGAGGAGGGAGGGCAGGGAGGGGAGGGGGGCGAGGGUGGUGCUGCUGGUAUUGCUGGCGCUGACACUAGCACAUGCCAAAUUUCUUCCUCCUCCACCUCCUCAAUUUCGGAAGGAUUGCCUCAAGACCAACUGGAUCGGCUUGCUGAGGUGGCAGCGGCAGAGAGCGACAGGUGGCAGUGUGCUCCGGCACUCUGGGUGGAGCUAUUAGAGCGAACUCCCCCCCAGUGGUUACCAAAACCGUUACUCCGAGCAGCUGUUUGGGCGGCAGGACAUUUCUGCCUCUCUGCUUCCGCAGCAGCAGCUGCUGCUGGUUCUGCUGGUGCUACUGGUGCUGCUGGUGCUGUUGGGAGUAAGAUUAGCACCCCGGCGGUUACCAGCAGCCCUGCUGUUACCAGUAGUGCGGUGGUUACAGCUGCUCUGCACUGGAGAUUGGCUCCUGGGGCUGGGGGAGGGGGGCGAGGGGCGAAGGCAGGGUGUGUGAAUGAGGUGGCGGCAGCAGCACAUGAAGAGGAGUUGAGCGUCAUUCUGCAGAGGAGCGUGUCCUCAUGCCUCGUCCAGAUCAGAGGCGCCAAUCGGCUCAAGCUGCUGACGUGGCAUGCCAGCCUGGCAGAGCCUCUCAUCUUCCUCCUCAUCGACUUCCAAUUGGUUCUUGCAUCAUCCCCGUACCUUACCCCACCUUUCCCCUACCCCUCACCCCCCCAAUCCUUUCGCCUCACGUCCCUCUGCGUAAACCACCGCACUGACCACCACAUCAGCUUGCCUUCCUUUAUCUGUACAACUGUUGCACCUUUCCCCCUCUCCCCAUCCCAGCCCAACAGGGACAUGGCUCGGGAGCUCCUCACCUCGCUCUGCAGGGACCACCAGCUCACUUUCUUUUUGUGCCCUGCGCACUUCCCCUCCUUCCACCUCUCCCCAUUCCAGCCCAACAGGGACAUGGCUUGGGAGCUCCUCACCUCGCUCUGCAGGGACCACCAUCUCACUUUCUUCUGCUUGUGCCCUGCGCACUUCCCCUCCUUCCACCUCUCCCUCCCAGCCCAACAGGGACAUGGCUCGCGAGCUCCUCACCUCGCUCUGCAGGGACCACCAGCUCACUUUCUUCUUGUGCCCUGCGCACUUCCCCUCCUUCCACCUCUCCCCAUUCCAGCCCAACAGGGACAUGGCUCGCGAGCUCCUCACCUCGCUCUGCAGGGACCACCAGCUCACUUUCUUCUUGUGCCCUGCGCACUUCCCCUCCUUCCACCUCUCCCCAUUCCAGCCCAACAGGGACAUGGCUCGCGAGCUCCUUACCUCGCUCUGCAGGGACCACCAUCUCACUUUCUUCUGCUUGUGCCCUGCGCACUUCCCCUCCUUCCACCUCUCCCUCCCAGCCCAACAGGGACAUGGCUCGCGAGCUCCUCACCUCGCUCUGCAGGGACCACCAGCUCACUUUCUUCUUGUGCCCUGCGCACUUCCCCUCCUUCCACCUCUCCCCAUUCCAGCCCAACAGGGACAUGGCUCGCGAGCUCCUCACCUCGCUCUGCAGGGACCACCAUCUCACUUUCUUCUGCUUGUGCCCUGCGCACUUCCCCUCCUUCCACCUCUCCCUCCCAGCCCAACAGGGACAUGGCUCGCGAGCUCCUCACCUCGCUCUGCAGGGACCACCAGCUCACUUUCUUCUUGUGCCCUGCGCACUUCCCCUCCUUCCACCUCUCCCCGUUCCAGCCCAACAGGGACAUGGCUCGCGAGCUCCUCACCUCGCUCUGCAGGGACCACCAGCUCACUUUCUUCUUGUGCCCUGCGCACUUCCCCUCCUUCCACCUCUCCCCAUUCCAGCCCAACAGGGACAUGGCUCGCGAGCUCCUUACCUCGCUCUGCAGGGACCACCAUCUCACUUUCUUCUGCUUGUGCCCUGCGCACUUCCCCUCCUUCCACCUCUCCCUCCCAGCCCAACAGGGACAUGGCUCGCGAGCUCCUCACCUCGCUCUGCAGGGACCACCAGCUCACUUUCUUCUUGUGCCCUGCGCACUUCCCCUCCUUCCACCUCUCCCCAUUCCAGCCCAACAGGGACAUGGCUCGCGAGCUCCUCACCUCUCUCUGCAGGGACCACCAGCUCACUUUCUUCUUGUGCCCUGCGCACUUCCCCUCCUUCCACCUCUCCCCAUUCCAGCCCAACAGGGACAUGGCUCGCGAGCUCCUUACCUCGCUCUGCAGGGACCACCAUCUCACUUUCUUCUGCUUGUGCCCUGCGCACUUCCCCUCCUUCCACCUCUCCCUCCCAGCCCAACAGGGACAUGGCUCGCGAGCUCCUCACCUCGCUCUGCAGGGACCACCAGCUCACUUUCUUCUUGUGCCCUGCGCACUUCCCCUCCUUCCACCUCUCCCCAUUCCAGCCCAACAGGGACAUGGCUCGCGAGCUCCUCACCUCGCUCUGCAGGGACCACCAGCUCACUUUCUUCUUGUGCCCUGCGCACUUCCCCUCCUUCCACCUCUCCCCAUUCCAGCCCAACAGGGACAUGGCUCGCGAGCUCCUUACCUCGCUCUGCAGGGACCACCAUCUCACUUUCUUCUGCUUGUGCCCUGCGCACUUCCCCUCCUUCCACCUCUCCCUCCCAGCCCAACAGGGACAUGGCUCGCGAGCUCCUCACCUCGCUCUGCAGGGACCACCAGCUCACUUUCUUCUUGUGCCCUGCGCACUUCCCCUCCUUCCACCUCUCCCCAUUCCAGCCCAACAGGGACAUGGCUCGCGAGCUCCUCACCUCGCUCUGCAGGGACCACCAGCUCACUUUCUUCUUGUGCCCUGCGCACUUCCCCUCCUUCCACCUCUCCCCAUCUCCCAGCCCAACAGGGACAUGGCUCGCGAGCUCCUCACCUCGCUCUGCAGGGACCACCAGCUCACUUUCUUCUUGUGCCCUGCGCACUUCCCCUCCUUCCACCUCUCCCCGUUCCAGCCCAACAGGGACAUGGCUCGCGAGCUCCUCACCUCGCUCUGCAGGGACCACCAGCUCACUUUCUUCUUGUGCCCUGCGCACUUCCCCUCCUUCCACCUCUCCCCAUCUCCCAGCCCAACAGGGACAUGGCUCGCGAGCUCCUCACCUCGCUCUGCAGGGACCACCAGCUCACUUUCUUCUUGUGCCCUGCGCACUUCCCCUCCUUCCACCUCUCCCCAUCUCCCAGCCCAACAGGGACAUGGCUCGCGAGCUCCUCACCUCGCUCUGCAGGGACCACCAGCUCGCCUUCCUUGCUGCAUCCCUUGUGCGUCCCUCUCCCCACUGUUCCCCCUCUACCCUUUCCACCUCCCUCCCCAGCCCAACAGGGACAUGGCUCGCGAGCUCCUCACCUCGCUCUGCAGGGACCACCAGCUCACUUUCUUCUUGUGCCCUGCGCACUUCCCCUCCUUCCACCUCUCCCCAUCUCCCAGCCCUACAGGGACAUGGCUCGCGAGCUCCUCACCUCGCUCUGCAGGGACCACCAGCUCACUUUCCUUGCUGCAUCCCUUGUGCGUCCCUCUCCCCACUGUUCCCCCUCUACCCUUUCCACCUCCCUCCCCAGCCCAACAGGGACAUGGCUCGAGAGUUGCUAACCUCCCUCUGCAGGGACCAUCGCAUCGACCACCAACUCGCCUUCCUCCCUCCCCAUACCCCCCGAACCUCUCCCCAUGCCCCAAACCCCUCCCAACCUCCCUUCACCCAGCCCAACAGGGACAUGGCUCGCGAGCUCCUCACUUCACUGUGCAGGGAUCACCGCAUUGACCACCAGCUCGCCUUCCUCGCCUCCUCCCCUGCCUCUGCCCGCGGGCUCGUUCGGGCGUUUGCCAAGGCGGCUGCUGUGCCCCUGCCUUCUUUUACCGUUCUCCGCCCCUACUCUUUCCAUGCCCCUCCCACCCACCAGCUCGCCCUUGACCCCACAGGCAAGCAGGCAUCGAUCAUCCAAGGCCUUCUCUUCCACGCUUCCAAGCUCCUCGGCCCGCCCUCCCACCAUCCCGCUCCGUCCUUGUAUCCACCCAUCAUUCGUUCUCUCCGCAUGCACCUACCCACCUACCAGUUGUCCCUGGACCCCACAGGCAAGCAAGCAUCAAUCAUCCAGGGCCUUCUCUUCUACGCAUCCAAGCUCCUCGGCCCUCCCUCCGUACACCUCUCCUGCAUCCCUCCACCGCACUCCACUCCUCUGCCCAGUCCCUCUCCUCCCUCACCUAGCCUCAUGGCUAAAUCUGGAGGGGAGAUUAUGGAGGUGUGGAGGGCGGUGGGAUGGGAUGUAUCCCGUGUGCUGUGGCCCAUGGUGGCUUUUCUCGUGUGGCGUUGCAGGGCAUGUGCUGAUACCAUCACCACUGGCGGCCAGAUGUCAUUAUACGCUGAUACCAUCGCCUACGCCUCUCCCUUUUUUCUCCUGCCUCCUUCCCUUCCCCUUCCCUCCCAUGCCUUCCCCUCCCCUGCAUUCCCAUCCUCGUCUAUCCCUUCACCAGAAGCUCGCAUUUGUCCGUCUGUUCGAGAUCCUUCCCCUGGCCGUGAACCAUCUACUCCCUUUCCUCCCAUUGGAAUCUCACCCUCUUCCUUCCCCUCCCUGCUUUCCCCUCCCUCCCUCCCUCUCUCUGCAUUCCCCUCCCUUCACCAGAAGCUCGUAUUCGUCCGUCUGUUCGAGAUUCUUCCCCUGGCCGUGAACCAUCUCCUCCCUUCCUCCUCUUCCAUCACGAGCAGUAGCAGCAGCACUCCCAAAGCUGCUGCCACUGCUGCUGCUAUAAACACCACUGCCUCACCCCAUCCAACUGCCCCUGGGCUUUUCAAAGUUCCAAGUAUGGGUUGCGAUGGUAAACUCUCUCUCUUCCCCCUCGCUGCUUCUUCCCCGGAGAAUCCGAACCUGCUUCUGGAACGGAGCAUCGGCCAAACCUGGGGUGGAGGCUCGGCAGGGCGACGGAUUGCAUGGUUUGGGGAUGGGGGUAUGGGUGGUGCGGGGGCUGGAGGGAGAGAGGAGCAAGCUGAUUGGGUGGCUGACGUGGCAGCUUGUGUGACUGUAAAGGACGGGUCUAUACUGCAUCGAUGGGUGGAUGCUUCAGCAACAGUGCUGAAAGCGUUACAGGUUACAUGGAACAUCAUAAGUGGUGGGAAGGGGACUGCCAGAAAGGGGAAGGGAGGAGUGGUCGAGACUAUAGAUCUAGACGAUGUUGAGGAGGGUGCUGCUGGGUUGGAUGGUACUGGGGUGAAAGCAGUUGGGCAGGAAAUUAAGGGAGAGGAGAAGGAGAGACUGGGUGAGACGAGUAUGGAGGAGCUAGCAGAGGAAGAGAUGGAGGAGGAGGAGGAGGAGGAGGAAGAGGAGGAGGAGGAGGAAGAGGAGGAGUUGAUGGGGGAGGAAGAUGAGGAGGAGGAGGAUGAGGUGCCGAUAGGGCAGCUGAAGCGAGGCAGUAAAGGUGGGGGCGCAGAGGCUGAGACUCCAUCUGGGGCAGCGAAGCAGCGGCGCCGAAACACUCUCGAGAAAUACCUGCGCACACAAAUUGCAGGAGCAGCAGCUGCUACUGCUGGUGGCACUACUGCCACUGGGAAUUUGAGGGCUGGACCGAGGCUUGGUGCAGGCGGGGUGGUUUUCAAAAAGCCGCGAAGCCUGCUUAACAGGAAGGCAGGCACAAUGAAAGGGGCAGGCGGAGGGGGAAAGCUGUCAGCGAUUCGAGAGUCGCACAAGGCAGAGGUGGAGCAGAGGAACAGUGCUUUGGGGGACGUGCAGCGGCAAAUCAGAGAGCGACAGCUGGCGGAGAGGCUGAAGCAGCAGCAGCAGGGCGGGGCAGGGGGGGCUGGUGCAGCAGCGGAUCCGUUUGCAUUCACUGUGGAGCAACCCUCAGUUGCAGGUUUACCUGGUGCAGGCUUAUCUGGUGCAGGCUUAUCUGGCAAAGCCCCUGUUCCACCAAUGGUGGCACGGUCAGCAGCAGCAGCAGCUGCAGGGGCAGGUGGAGCAGGGGCAGCAGGAGCAGCAGGGGCAGCAGGGGCAGGAAAACCGAAGGCAGCCGUGCUUCUAGAGGUGUUAGCAGAUGAUGACUUAGAUGCAGAGUUGGAAAGAGAAGCAGCCAAGGCAAGGAGGCCAGGAGGAAAGCUUUCGAUAGUCUCUCCCCUUCUCCCGCUCUCCCCAACCCCUCGUCCUCCCUGCGGUUUCUCCCUCUUUUCGCAGGUGGAGAGGAGAGAAUACGAGCGGGAAUCGCGCGCUAUGGUCAUCCAGCUACGCCUCUUCCUGCCCCCCACCGCCUCACCUCGUCUCACACGCUGCAAGCAACUACUGGGCGACCGCAGCUGCUGGCACGUCACGCGCAUCCUCUCCCUCGUGCCCCACAUGCGCGAGUCCCAGGCCCUCGCUGCCCUCUCUCACUUGCUCCCUUCUCCCGCCUUGCCCCACCCCUCUUCUCAGGUGGAGAGGAGAGAGUACGAGAGGGAGUCACGGGCAAUGAUUAUUCAGUUACGUCUCUUCCUCCCACAUACCGCGUCGCCUCGCCUGGCGCGCUGCAAGCAGCUGAUGGGCGACCGCAGCUGCUGGCACGUCACGCGCAUCCUCUCCCUCGUGCCCCACAUGCGCGAGUUCCAGGCCCUCGCUGCCCUCUCUCACUUGCUCCCUCAUCCCGCCUUGCCCCACCCCUCUUCUCAGGUGGAGAGGAGAGAGUACGAGAGGGAGUCACGGGCAAUGAUUAUUCAGUUACGUCUCUUCCUCCCACAUACCGCGUCGCCUCGCCUGGCGCGCUGCAAGCAGCUGAUGGGCGACCGCAGCUGCUGGCACGUCACGCGCAUCCUCUCCCUCGUGCCCCACAUGCGCGAGUUCCAGGCCCUCGCUGCCCUCUCUCACUUGCUCCCUUCUCCCGCCUUGCCCCACCCCUCUUCUCAGGUGGAGAGGAGAGAGUACGAGAGGGAGUCACGGGCAAUGAUUAUUCAGUUACGUCUCUUCCUCCCACAUACCGCGUCGCCUCGCCUGGCGCGCUGCAAGCAGCUGAUGGGCGACCGCAGCUGCUGGCACGUCACGCGCAUCCUCUCCUUCGUGCCCCACAUGCGCGAGUUCCAGGCCCUCGCUGCCCUCUCUCACUUGCUCCCUCAUCCCGCCUUGCCCCACCCCUCUUCUCAGGUGGAGAGGAGAGAGUACGAGAGGGAGUCACGGGCAAUGAUUAUUCAGUUACGUCUCUUCCUCCCACAUACCGCGUCGCCUCGCCUGGCGCGCUGCAAGCAGCUGAUGGGCGACCGCAGCUGCUGGCACGUCACGCGCAUCCUCUCCCUCGUGCCGCACAUGCGCGAGUUCCAGGCCCUCGCUGCCCUCUCUCACUUGCUCCCUUCUCCCGCCUUGCCCCACCCCUCUUCUCAGGUGGAGAGGAGAGAGUACGAGAGGGAGUCACGGGCAAUGAUUAUUCAGUUACGUCUCUUCCUCCCACAUACCGCGUCGCCUCGCCUGGCGCGCUGCAAGCAGCUGAUGGGCGACCGCAGCUGCUGGCACGUCACGCGCAUCCUCUCCCUCGUGCCCCACAUGCGCGAGUUCCAGGCCCUCGCUGCCCUCUCUCACUUGCUCCCUUCUCCCGCCUUGCCCCACCCCUCUUCUCAGGUGGAGAGGAGAGAGUACGAGAGGGAGUCAUGGGCAAUGAUUAUUCAGUUACGUCUCUUCCUCCCACAUACCGCGUCGCCUCGCCUGGCGCGCUGCAAGCAGCUGAUGGGCGACCGCAGCUGCUGGCACGUCACGCGCAUCCUCUCCCUCGUGCCCCACAUGCGCGAGUUCCAGGCCCUCGCUGCCCUCUCUCACUUGCUCCCUUCUCCCGCCUUGCCCCACCCCUCUUCUCAGGUGGAGAGGAGAGAGUACGAGAGGGAGUCACGGGCAAUGAUUAUUCAGUUACGUCUCUUCCUCCCACAUACCGCGUCGCCUCGCCUGGCGCGCUGCAAGCAGCUGAUGGGCGACCGCAGCUGCUGGCACGUCACGCGCAUCCUCUCCCUCGUGCCGCACAUGCGCGAGUUCCAGGCCCUCGCUGCCCUCUCUCACUUGCUCCCUUCUCCCGCCUUGCCCCACCCCUCUUCUCAGGUGGAGAGGAGAGAGUACGAGAGGGAGUCACGGGCAAUGAUUAUUCAGUUACGUCUCUUCCUCCCACAUACCGCGUCGCCUCGCCUGGCGCGCUGCAAGCAGCUGAUGGGCGACCGCAGCUGCUGGCACGUCACGCGCAUCCUCUCCCUCGUGCCCCACAUGCGCGAGUUCCAGGCCCUCGCUGCCCUCUCUCACUUGCUCCCUUCUCCCGCCUUGCCCCACCCCUCUUCUCAGGUGGAGAGGAGAGAGUACGAGAGGGAGUCAUGGGCAAUGAUUAUUCAGUUACGUCUCUUCCUCCCACAUACCGCGUCGCCUCGCCUGGCGCGCUGCAAGCAGCUGAUGGGCGACCGCAGCUGCUGGCACGUCACGCGCAUCCUCUCCCUCGUGCCCCACAUGCGCGAGUUCCAGGCCCUCGCUGCCCUCUCUCACUUGCUCCCUUCUCCCGCCUUGCCCCACCCCUCUUCUCAGGUGGAGAGGAGAGAGUACGAGAGGGAGUCACGGGCAAUGAUUAUUCAGUUACGUCUCUUCCUCCCACAUACCGCGUCGCCUCGCCUGGCGCGCUGCAAGCAGCUGAUGGGCGACCGCAGCUGCUGGCACGUCACGCGCAUCCUCUCCCUCGUGCCCCACAUGCGCGAGUUCCAGGCCCUCGCUGCCCUCUCUCACUUGCUCCCUUCUCCCGCCUUGCCCCACCCCUCUUCUCAGGUGGAGAGGAGAGAGUACGAGAGGGAGUCACGGGCAAUGAUUAUUCAGUUACAGGCGAUUCGGCAGCUGGUAUUGGUACAGGGACCGCCGGGGACAGGCAAGACCCGCACCAUCGUUGCCAUCAUCACAGCCCUUCUAGCCUGCAAGAAGAAAACACAACCAGGGAGUCAGGAGCACUCGAGAGCAGGAGAAGACAAGGGAGCUGGUUGGGAUUUGAAAGAGCCGAGGGUUAGGCAGCUUGGGAGGGCGCCGGGGUUGAGGGGUGGGGCGGGUGGGGGUGGGGGAGGAGGGGGAUUGGGUGGGGAGGGGAGGAGGGUGGGUACUGCAGUGGCUAUGGCGCUCGAGGAGGGGGAGCGGGAGGAGGUAGUGGAGUGGGAGGAAGGGGGAGGGGGAGGGGGAGGGGGAGAGGGGGCAGGAGGGGCAGGGGGGAAGAAGCUGCGGACGAGGGUGCUGGUGUGUGCGCAAUCCAACGCUGCAGUAGAUGAAAUCAUAUCUAGAAUCUUCCGAGCCCAUGCAGAAGCAGCCAAAGAUGGGGAGGAUGAGACGGCGCGAUCUCAACCGUCGGUUGUGCGCGUCGGGAACGUGUCAGCCGUCCAUCCGGACUCUCUGCAUAUUCACAUUGAUACACUUGUGGCUAAGAGGCUUGCGAAAGAAGCAGCUGCGCGUGGUGUGAAUGUAGGCAGUGGUGGUGACAGUAACGAAGGGGGGAGAGAGGGUGGUGGUGGGGUUUUGAGUGAGAAGGAUUGGAGGGACGUGUUUGGUGAUGGGGCGUUUUCUGCCGGUGGUGCUCGCGGUGGUGUUGACACCCGUGGGGGCACAGGCAGUGGUGCUGCUGGUGCUGGUGGUGCUGCUGGUGCGAGUGGUGGUUUAGGGACAGAGAGUGCAGUAAGGGAGAGAGUGGCGCAGUUAAGACAGCAGCUAGAGCGUGCCUUUGAGGUGAUCAGAGCAGUAGAGGCUCUUAGAUGCAAGAAACGUUCAGGGGAGGAUGGGGAGGGUGGGGAGGAGGGAAGAGCGGAGGAUGCGGAUGGAGGGAAGGGUGGUGGUGCGAGGGAGAGGAGAAGGGAGGGUGGAAGGGGAGGGGGAGAGGAGGAGAAAACGGCUGAGGAGAUAGCAGAGGAGAUUAUAUCGCACGGGGAGGAGACGAUUAAAGCGAGGCUUAAUCUGCUGUAUCGGAAGAAGCGGGAAAUUUCGGCUGACCUGGCAGCGGCUGAGAAGGAGCGGCGGGCAGCUGCGGAAGAGGAUAAAGCGCGGCGGGCAGCGGUGAAAAAGGAGAUUAUAAGAGAGGCGGAAGUAGUGGUGACUACGUUGAAUGCGUGUGGUGGAGAUGUGUUUACAGCCUGUUGGGAAGGGGCAGGGGAGAAAGGGGGGAGAGGGGGAGGAGGAGCAGAGGGGAUGGGUGGUGCUGCUGCUGGUGGGAGGUUUGGGGGGAGUGGGGGGAUGGGAGGGGGGGUUCUUGGAGCGAGGGGGAGGGGAUGGGGAGGAGGCAUGGGGGGAGGACUGAGGGGAGGAGCUUCAGGUGGUUUUUCAGGUGGAGGGUCAGGUGGGGUGCUGCCGUCGUGGAUGGAGGGGCUGUUUGAUGCAGUGGUGAUCGAUGAGGCUGCUCAGGCAUUGGAGCCCGCCACACUGAUUCCCCUCCAGCUGCUUAGUCGGAUCAGCAGCCGAUGCAUCAUGGUGCGUGCUGACUUGGCCUUGGAGCCCGCCACACUGAUUCCCCUCCAGCUGCUUAGUCGGAUCAGCAGCCGAUGCAUCAUGGUGCGUGCUGACUUGGCCUUGGAGCCCGCCACACUGAUUCCCCUCCAGCUGCUUAGUCGGAUCAGCAGCCGAUGCAUCAUGGUGCGUGCUGACUUGGUUGGUGGAGUGCUGCCGUCGUUGACAGAGGGUCUGUUUGAUGCAGUGGUGAUCGAUGAGGCUGCUCAGGCCUUGGAGCCCGCCACGUCCAGCUGCUCAGUCGAAUCAGCAGCCGAUGCAUCAUGGUACGUGUUGACUUGGUUUCAUUAUUGCCGAAUUAGCAGCCUUCGGUUCGAGCACUCGUUCUUCUUCCCUCCCAUCCCAUUUUACCAGUCUGUACUCAUUGCCAUUAACUCUCCACCCAUUUUUACCCCUCUUCACCUCUCUCACCAGGUGGGCGACCCCAAGCAGCUCCCAGCCACAGUUCUCUCCCGCACCGCAUCCAACCUCCGCUACGAGCGCUCGCUCUUCGAGCGACUGCAGACGUCUGGUUACCCGGUUACCAUGCUGUCCACCCAGUACCGCAUGAACCCCCACAUCUCCCGCUUCCCCUCCUCCUUCUUCUACCAGUCUCUCCUCUCUGACGCUCCCUGCGUCACCACCCCCUCCUGGUCCUCCCCCUUCCAAGCCUUACCAUCCAAUUUCACCUCACCGUCCUCGUUACAGUCUGAUUCGUUACAGGCUGAGCAGCGGCAGUACAGUGUAGGGUCCACGGCCCCGCUGCUUCCAUAUGGCGUGUUUGACGUGGAGGAUGGCGUGGAGAGGACGAAAGGGCCAGCAGGAGCCCCUUCUCUCUGCAACGAGGCUGAAGCAACGGCUGCACUGGAGUUGUACCGGCUGCUGCAGCAACGGUAA